This is a messenger RNA of Hibiscus syriacus, 1058 nucleotides long. Its product is annotated as peroxidase 3-like. The coding region runs from base 57 to 1028 and encodes 323 amino acids. The transcript is spliced from 4 exons. Gene Ontology annotation, cellular component: plasmodesma; plant-type cell wall. The record is from RefSeq and is a predicted model, not a curated record. Gene Ontology annotation, molecular function: peroxidase activity; heme binding. Gene Ontology annotation, biological process: response to oxidative stress; hydrogen peroxide catabolic process. Lineage: Eukaryota; Viridiplantae; Streptophyta; Magnoliopsida; Malvales; Malvaceae.
UCAAAACACCAUUGUCUUCUUAAUUCUCUUGUUUCAUUUUGAUUCUGAACGCAGUGAUGAAAAUUAAGGGUUCUUAUAGUAUUUUCAUUCUCGUUGUGUCUCUUAUUUUGUUCGGUAUCAUCGAUGUUUGUAAUGCCCAGAACCUGAGCAAAAACUUCUACAAAAAAACUUGUCCCCGAGUUGAGAAGAUCGUAAAAGAGAUUAUCCAGAAUCGAACCCGGAGUAAUCCGACUUUGGGCGCUAAGCUUAUCAGGAUGCAGUUUCAUGACUGCUUUGUUAGGGGAUGCGAUGGAUCAGUGCUGGUGGAUACAGUUAAUAAUUCGAAAGCUGAGAAAGAAGCAAUACCGAAUCUAUCCUUGAGCGGUUUCGAUGUGAUCGACGAAAUCAAGACCAGAAUAGAAAGGGCUUGCCCUAAAGUCGUUUCAUGUUCGGAUGUUCUUGCCUUGGCGGCUCGUGAUGCCGUUUCUGCACCUCUCGGACGACGAGACGGUAGAGUUUCACUGGCAACUGAGACCAGUGGAAACAUCCCUGGACCCUUUACGAACGUCAGUAGUUUGAUUCAGUUAUUUAACAGGAAAGGCCUUGAUGUUAAUGAUCUUGUUGUUCUUUCAGGUGCGCACACCAUUGGAGUUUCUCGAUGUGGAGCAUUCUCAAGAAGGCUUUACAACUUCACAGGCAAAGGCGAUGCGGAUCCGAGCUUGGAUGGAGCUUACACCGAAACCCUGAGAAAAAAAUGCCCGAACCCAGCAACUCCAACGACAACGGUGGAAAUGGAUCCCCAGAGUUCACUAUCAUUCGACAAUCAUUACUACGACAUCUUAUUACAAAACAAAGGGUUGUUCGUUUCUGAUGCUGCACUUCUUACAGACAGGACUUCCAACAGUGCCGUGAUCCGGUUACGAAGAUCGCCUUCUUCGUUUUUCUCUGCAUUCGCAAAAUCCAUGAAGAAAAUGGCUGCCAUCGACGUUCUCACUGGAAAUGCUGGAGAAAUCAGGCAAAACUGUCGUGUUGUUAAUCCAUUAAAAUAAGAACGAUUUGCAUGCAUUUUCUUAUCAGAA